AUGCUCCCGAAGCUCUCCCUCGCCGUCGUCGUCGCUGCCUCCUUCUCCGCCGUCUCGGCCCAAACCUAUCAGCGUCUUGGCACAUGCCCGACUCUCGGCUGCAUCCUGCCUCCCGACCAGAGCGACUUCCUGCCCGGACAGCUCUUUGACCUCCGCGUCGAGGUUCACGCACCCGUCAACGGCUCCGAGGCCGCUCACGAUGGCAAGCCCGACGAGAAGUUCAAGGUGACGAUCGCCAAGGACGGCGAGAAGGCUCGCUUCUUCGCCGACGUCUUCGGCCUCGAGGAGCCCAAGCUGGAGAAGUGGAAGUUCCAGUGGUACGAGGACUUGUACGCCGAGGACAGCAAGUCGCCUUCGGUCGUCAAUGUCGCCUCCAAGGCCUACCGCAAGCUGUCGCUCAGCGAGCCGGGCAAGUACACCGUCACGCUCGAGUACUAUGGCGGCGAGAAGACGACGGCUGAGUGGACGGUACGCCCUCUCCAGAAGGAGAGAAAGGCGAAGAAUGUGAUAUUCUUCAUCGGCGACGGCAUGACGACCAACAUGAUCACCGCCGCACGUCUGCUAGGGCACAAGAGCGUCAACGGCAAGUAUCAGACGCUCAUGAAGAUGGACGAGUUCCCUGUCCUCGGUCACCAGAUGACCCACUCCAUCGACAGCUUCAUGACCGACUCCGCCAACUCGGCUUCGGCUCUGUACUCGGGCCACAAGAGCACUGUCAGCGCCCUCGGUGUGUACGCCGAUUCUUCUCCCGAUCCAUUUGAUGAUCCCAAGGUCGAGACCAUUGUCGAAAUCUUCCGCCGUAUUCACCGCGGCGCUUGGGGCGCCGUCUCGACCGCCCUCUUGGCCGAUGCCACACCCAUCGCCCUCACCGGCCACUCCCGCCAUCGCUGGGAGUACGCUCCGCUCAUCGACCAGGCCCUCAACAGCCUGACCAACUACAGCUGGACCAACCAUGGCGGGCCUGACGUUUACUUCGGCGGUGGUGCAGAGCAAUUCUUCCCCGGCAAGGGUUCCUACAAGGGCCAGGACUACUAUGCCGAGUUCGCCAAAAGGGGUUACACCAUCAGUAUGAAUAAAACGUCUCUCCUCAAGGUUGACCCCAGCAAACGCGCCCUUGGCGUCUUCUGCCAGAGCAACCUCCCCGUCUGGCUCGACCGCAACAUUUACACGGACAACCUCAACAAGUUCAAGAAUGACCCGAAGGGUGGCAAGGAGCCUGCUCUCGACCUGCCGGGGCUCAAGGACAUGACCCUCAAGGCAGUCGAGAUUCUGCAUAAGCGCGGUGGCGACAAGGGCUUCUUCCUCAUGUCCGAGGCUGCCUCCGUCGACAAGCAGAUGCACGCUCUGGACUACGACCGAGCCCUCGGUGAUUUGCUCGAGCUAGACGACACCGUCCGUGCCACCGUCAAGAAGCUCGAGGAGCUCGAUGCCCUCAAGGACACGCUCAUCGUUGUCACUGCCGACCACGGCCAUGGCUUUGACGUUUGGGGUGCUGCCGACACCGACUACCUCAGCCACCAGGACGACGAGCGCGCGAAGCGCAGGGCCAUCGGCGUCUACGACAGGUCCGGCCUCUCGCAGUACACGCAAAGGGCCAAGGGUGUCGAGUACGGCACCGGCACCAACUUCCCCGUCAACUGGGAGCCGCGCUACGCCAUCGCCGGCGGUGUCGGCGCUGCCCCGGACCGCCGCGAGGACUACAAGGUGCACAAAGAUGGCCCCCGUGAGGCUACCGUCAAGGUCAACGACGAGUAUUACGUCAAUCCCAAGGACGCGCCUAGGGGCAUCGUCAUCAACGGCUCCCUGCCCGUCACGGAGCCCGUCGGCGUCCACUCGCUGACGGACGUGCCCAUCUUCGCCAUGGGACCCUGCCAGGAGACGUUUGGGGGCACCUUCAACAACGUCGAGAUUUUCUACAAGAUUGCGAACUGCCUGGGCCUGGCACGCGAGUACAAGAAGGGAUGCUCGGAUAGACCUGCCAAGAGUGCUGCGUGA
Messenger RNA from Drechmeria coniospora, 1995 nucleotides. RefSeq names its product protein tyrosine phosphatase. Gene Ontology annotation, biological process: dephosphorylation. Gene Ontology annotation, molecular function: alkaline phosphatase activity. The record is from RefSeq and is a predicted model, not a curated record. The coding region runs from base 1 to 1995 and encodes 664 amino acids. The transcript has 5 exons. NCBI's taxonomy places the organism in Eukaryota, Fungi, Ascomycota, Sordariomycetes, Hypocreales, Ophiocordycipitaceae.